UACUCACGCUCACAUUAGCACAGUUGACCGCUGCGUCCAGAUGGUGGCGAUGCCCGCAGCCCGCUUCAUUCAAUAGACCAGCAAAGUACCAAAACACAGAAACUGCGCUGGACUACAGACGUGACGCGUCUGCCAGAAUAUAACGACAUAUUUACCACGUAAUUAGGCUCGUGUUGGUCCAUUUUACGGGCAGAAAAAUUAAAACAUGGUAGUUAAAACGAGAAAAUCAAAUGCCAAGGAACAGAGCAGUGAGAAAGACAGGAGUCCGUCUGUGUCUGUUAAAAGCAGGCGUGGGAAAGAUGGAAAAAGCUCGGCUAUUCAGAGCAAAAACGGACUCUUUUCUGAGUUAAUAAGAAACAAAUUGGGCUUGAGUCCGUCCGCUUUUGCAAGAGGAGUAACAGUGUUGAUACUCGCUGUUAUUGUUGGAUUUUUACACUGGUAUCAUCUCUCACAUCUAUUUGAAAAUGACAGACACUUUUCACACAUGUCAUCCUUGGAGAAGGAGAUGGCUUUUCGAACAGAGAUGGGGCUGUAUUACUCAUACUUCAAAACCAUCAUUAAGGCUCCUUCCUUCAUGAGUGGUCUAUACAUGAUCAUGAAUGACAGGCUCACCGAAUACCCUUUGGAGAUAAACACCUUAAAGAGGUUCAACGUGUACCCUGAGGUGUUCUUGGCCAGCUGCUACAGAGUAUACAGCAGUUCAAUGGAUUUCUUUGGGAUCCCUACCAAGAUGUGUUGGACCAUCAACAGAGGGGAGGGACUUGAGCCAGUGGAGAGUUGUGAAGGUUUGGGGGACCCUGCAUACUUUUAUGUCACUUUUGUUUUCCUGUUAAAUGGAGCAAUGAUGAGUCUGUUUUUCAUUUAUGGAACAUUUCUGAGUGGCAGUCGACUGGGUGGUACUGCUACAGUUCUGUGUUUCUUCUUUAACCAUGGAGAGAGCACACGGGUUAUGUGGACUCCUCCCCUCAGAGAAAGCUUCUCCUACCCCUUUCUGGUUCUACAGAUGCUUCUGGUCACGUACAUCCUCCGGACAAAGAACCCAAGUAGAAAUACCAUGAUGGCUCUGGUUAUCUCUAAUAUUUUCUUCAUGCUGCCUUGGCAAUUCGCCCAGUUCAUCUUACUUACUCAGGUGGCCUCCCUGUUUGCUUCAUAUAUCCUUGGAUAUCUGAGCCCAGCGAAAAUGCAGUCCCUCUUAGUGACACACAUGAUUUCCUUGGCCGUCUGUUUCCUUCUAAUGUUCGGGAACUCAAUGCUGCUGACGUCCUUCUACGCCUCUUCUCUGGUCUCCAUCUGGGGGGUUAUUGCUCUUAGGGACCAUUUUGUUGGUACUUUCAAACCUGGGCUCUUCACAUGGAUCAUGCAGUGCCUCACAUGGGUGGUCUCUACUGUAAUUUUAAAGUUCAUGCUCUCUGUGAUCUUGGGGGCAUCAGAUGAUGCUCACAUCAACAGUCUGAUCAAAUCCAAGUUCACAAACUACAAAGACUUUGACACAAUGAUGUACACAUGUGCAGCUGAGUUUGAUUUCAUUGAAGCAGACACUCUUUUCCGCUACAUCAAAACCUUGCUGCUUCCAGUUAAUGUGCUGAUUGUGGGUUUCAUUGCUGGGAGGACUAUACGGGAUGUUAUGUUUCUCAGAAAUGGUGAGACAAACAAGUGUGAGGAUGAUGAAACAGAGCAGACCCAAGUGAUGGCGAAUGGAGUGCUGGUUUACCACAGUCUACAGCUGGUAGCAUUUGCAGUGUUGGCUGUGCUCAUUAUGAGACUGAAGCUGUUCCUUACCCCUCACAUGUGCAUCAUGUCCUGUUUAAUCUGCUCCAGACAGCUGUUUGGCUGGAUAGGACAGAAAUUUAAACUUCAAAUUAUAGUCGUUGCAAUAUUGUCCAUGAUGGCGAUCCAAGGAGUAGCCAACCUGCAGAGUCAAUGGGGCAUCAUAGGAGAAUUCAGCAACCUUCCACAAGAAGAGCUCUUGGAGUGGAUCAAGGACAACUCAAGCCUUAAUGCUGUGUUUGCUGGUGCUAUGCCCACCAUGGCUAGUGUAAAACUGUCCACUAGCAGAGCCAUCGUCAAUCAUCCACAUUACGAGGAUGCAGGAUUGAGAGAAAGAACAAAGAUGGUAUAUGCCAUGUACAGCCGGAAGCCAGCCGAGGAAGUAAAGAGGAACUUGAUAAAGUUGCAGGUGGACUACUUCAUCCUAGAGGACUCAUGGUGCACCAGACGCUCAAAGCCUGGUUGCAGCAUGCCUGAGAUCUGGGAUGUGGAGGACACACAAAAUGCUGGAAAAGUGCCACUUUGUACUCUCAUGUCUAAGGAUUCGCGACCCCACUUCUCCACUGUCUUUAACAACAGCAUUUACAAAGUCCUUCGAGUUCCCAAAAUAGUGAAAGAUAUCAGAUAACUGUGCCCCAACCCCCAAAAACAUAGACCCUUCUGUUUUCCUGUCUUUGAUACGCAAGUGUGAGAAUAUUCACAGCAAUUAUUAUUUUUGUAAAGGGCAGUCCUGUUUUUUCUUGAGAUCUGCUUUUGUUUUCUGGUUGACUGUUAUUUUCCCUUCAUUGGUGCUGCUGUUUGUUGUUUAGUUAAGGUCCAGAUGUUUUUCAAAGGUUGAAAGAUUUUUAACAUUGUUUACCAUAGUAAUUUCAAAUUUCUGUGCAUAGAAUACUGUAUUUUAUUUCUGCUAUUUUAGGGCUGACCUGUGGAUGAAAGUUUUCAAGAUUUAUAAACCCCUUUUGUAAAAGUUUAAAAUUGACAUUUGUUUUUGGCAGAUGUUCUCUUACCUAAGUGAUUUAAUAUACACUUUGAGGAAGGAUUUUGUUACUGUGUAUAUUGAUAUAUUUUUAAAUUCUACCAACUCUGUUUUAUUAAUGAAAUACUGCUUGUAGGUACGAAAAACAUGGUCACGGUUAUGCAUUAUUGGAAAAGCAUUUUGUUGUGAAAUAGUAUUCUAAACUUUGUUAUAAAGAUAUUGUCAGAUAUUGCUCAGACGUUUUUUCAGUUGGAGCAGUCAUUUAUACCUUCAGUGUCACUUCUCAUCGGUCAGCGCAUUGCGUGUUUUUUGACAAGUUUGUGCCAGGUUGCAGUAUGUUUCAGUUCCCCAACUGUCUUUCCUGAUGUCACGGUUAUAGUGAUUUUAAUGAGAAUAGUCUUUUCAAAUUAAACUGAGAAACUGGAAUCACUGCCAUAGUGUUAUUAAAGCUAUUUGUAGUGUUAUGUGUCCUAAUGGCCUUGCAAUUGUUCAUGCAAAGGGUAACAAUUACACAUGUGAACUGUCUUCAGGAAACUCAUCCACUUUGUAUUUUCUCUUUGAUUUAUCUGAUGUUUAGUCUUGAACCAUUAUAGGACAGUGUUGAUUUUGUUCUUAACCUUGUAUAUUUCUCAAUAUUAAAUUGUUGUUUUGAAUAUGUUCAUCAUUUACAGCAAUAUGGCUUAGAUGGGGGGAAAGUAUAUAUUUAUUUUG
Messenger RNA from Xyrauchen texanus (razorback sucker), 3454 nucleotides. RefSeq names its product probable C-mannosyltransferase DPY19L1. The transcript has 22 exons. Gene Ontology annotation, cellular component: nuclear inner membrane. Lineage: Eukaryota; Metazoa; Chordata; Actinopteri; Cypriniformes; Catostomidae. The coding region runs from base 206 to 2395 and encodes 729 amino acids. Gene Ontology annotation, molecular function: mannosyltransferase activity. The record is from RefSeq and is a predicted model, not a curated record.